Molecule: messenger RNA, 2902 nt
Organism: Brachypodium distachyon (stiff brome)
Lineage: Eukaryota; Viridiplantae; Streptophyta; Magnoliopsida; Poales; Poaceae
Exons: 6
Coding region: 212-2659 (815 amino acids)
Source: RefSeq, a predicted model, not a curated record
ACGUGCCGAGUUUUGAACCCGCUCAACGGCUCUCUUCUCCGUCCCGGUCCGUUAUCGACCGUUGCAGCAAAACUAAAAACGCUCCUCCGCUCCUCCUCAGGAAGAAGAACAAAAAAACAGCUGUAUUUUAUAGUACUGCACACCCCACUCACUCACUACCACACACCUGAUCCCCAGACAGCACCGCCGUACAGCGGAGGAGGGGCCGACGAUGGCGGCGGCGACGGCCUUCACGGAGGAGGAGAGGGCGGUGGACGAAUCGCUGGGCUACCCCAAGGCCUACGCCAAGCUCUGCCGCGGCGGCGGUCUGCUCGGCCUCCCCUACGCCCACGGCCCGCCCCACGCCUUCCUCCCCUACGUCCUCCAGCCCCACGAGGCGCUGCGGGCCAAGGACCUGAACGAGAUGUUCCCGGUGGUGGACGCGGAGGCGCUCCCGGCCGCCAACCCGCGGGGCUUCGCCAGCCUCCUCUGGAAGCAGCUCGACCACCUCGGCAACGCAGGAUUCGACCCAGCGCUCUUCCGCGUCGACGCCUACGGCAACGUCCUCUACCUCCAUGCCGACUCCGCCUCCCCGCUCGCCUGGGACGUCCACCACUGGUUCCCCUGCGCCAGGGGAGGGAAGACGGUUCCCAGCAACCUGAGGGUCGUGCAGGCGCAGGUGUGCAGGAAGAAGCAGAACAAGCUCGAGUUCCUCGUCCCGUGGUGGGAUCUGCAGCUCGGCAUCUCCGUCAGCCAGUUCCUCUCCAUCUUCGCCUCCAAGAACUCCGACUUCAGGAACAGAGCAUUCGCCUUCUUGUUCGCCGACGGGGCCAGCGAGGAGCUGAGCGCGCUGCAGGCGGUGGAGGCGCACGCGUUCCCGCAGCACUUCUCGGAGAUGACCAAGAAAGUAGGCCUCGCGCCUGCCGCCAUCGUGACAGCGAGGGGUUCUGACAGCCCGGUGCUCAGAUCCCUUGACGCCAACAGACCACUCAGGUCCAAUUACCCUUUGAUCGCUGCAAAGAAAUUCUCCGGCGAAAAGGAUGAGAACUUGGCAACGCACGGCCAUGGGACUAAUUCGACGAGAGAGAACAACAACCCAGAUGUUGAUGGCUACAUUAGCAAUCCUCACUUGUCCAUUGCCAUGGCUAGGGACUCGCUGAGGCAGAGAGAAGAGUCCAAGAAGAAGCAAGCCGAGCUCGCGGAAUUGGAGAAUGAAUUGACCGAGAUGCAGCAGAAGAAUGAGCAGGAGAGGGUAGCCAUCCAGGACCUGGAAGCUCACCUGAUCAAGAGGCGUCGGCGAGUAGAGAAGUGCCGCCGCUUGGCUGAGGCCCAGUCCAACUACAAGGCGGUGCUGGAGAAGAUGAUCAGAGACGCCAUGCACCAGAGUGUUGUGUACAAGGAACAGCUGAGGUUGAACCAAGCUGCAACUAGUACUCUGAUGGCAAGACUAGAGGCCCAGAGAGCAAUGUGCGACUCCUCUGAAACAGAGCUCCGCAGGAAGUAUCAGCACAGGGAUGAUCUGGAGAGGCAGGUCAAGCCUUUCAUCGAUCAAGCAAGGAAGAGGUACCGGGUUGACGAUGAGAUGCCAGAGGAAAUGCGCCCCGAGAGCGUAAAGUACUUGUCGCAGAGAAGAUUGAGGAGCAGCCCUCGCAAACAGGAGCUGAGAGAUUUCCUGGAGGAGGCUCAUAGGGCUUCAGAUGCAUACAUCUCCCUGGAGGAUGAAGAAAUUGGACAAGGAACUUCAACAAUAGGUUAUGCUAAGAAUGAAUCUCCUAAGGUGAUAAACUUCCCAAGGAGAUCACUCUCCACUGAAGAGAACACAGGUUACACUGAAAGAGGGAGAGUUUCGUCGGUCCGGGAGAAGCUAGAACAAUCGGCAAUCCAACAACGGCAUCGUAGCAGCAGGAGAGAGAGGAAGGAAACCAUGGCAGCAAGGGGGAUUGGUACACCUAUGAGGACAAAAACUGAUACUAAGGGCAAGGCAGCCAUGCUUGAGCCUGAGACUGAAAAAUCUCAUGCAAGCCAGACAGUAUCAUUUGCAAGGACCUCCUCGGUUGCGCCAAGUCCUCCGUACAGAGCGACCGGCGUUUAUGGAAUGCCAAGGUACCCCGAGCAGUCACUGCUAUUGCAAAAGAAUGAGGUGCUUCAUCCUCGACAUGCCGUCAGAUCGGAAGAAAAUGAAGACAUGAACUAUACUGGCAAAGGCAAUGUGGAUAAGUGGCUUCAUAUGCUCAUGGAGGAUCAGCAAGAAGAACCUGCAGCACACUGCUCUUCAGAGAACCACGAUGCUGCCGAGGAGAACGCUUGGGAUGAGCAGCAAGUGCAGAGCGGAAUCGCCGGCGACGAGACCUGCAGGAAUGAGAUCACUGAAUGUUCUGAAGAAAUCGUCGAAGUCGGUGGCGAGAGCGCUACUCACCAUGGCACUCCAAGAUGCAGUAACAGCUUUGACAUCAAGGAGGAGAGGGAGGAAAGGAAGAUCUGGUUCCCGAGGUCUGAAAGCGGUAGGGGUUUCCGGUCUCUGCCUUCCUCGCCUUCCAAGAUCCUGGGAAUGAGAGGCAGGAAGCCUAAGGCAACCAGUGACGAUGACCGCAGAUCCGUCUACGAGGAUGCGGUGUCCACAAGCAGCAGCAAGUUCCUGAGCAAAUGCAGGCAGGCAAUCAAGAAAGCAGUACACAAAUGAGGCAACCUCAGCCUGUUUGUUUCUCUUCAUUCUUUUCCAUGUGUGUUUACAUUUGUCUGAAAUAUUAUUGUUUCUGUCUCUGAAUAAGUUAGUGAGUGAGGCGUAGCUUGCAGAAUUCCUUCUGAGGCGCUGUCUGUAAUCUGAGAGAUAUUUGUGGCCAGGUCAGUGAUCACGUUCGUUGGUGUCUUGUACUGUACAACUAUUUGUUGAUUUGUGAAUGAAAGGAGAAUUUUAAAUUUUAAA